Messenger RNA from Vigna umbellata (rice bean), 943 nucleotides. Its product is annotated as nascent polypeptide-associated complex subunit alpha-like protein 2. Gene Ontology annotation, cellular component: nascent polypeptide-associated complex. The record is from RefSeq and is a predicted model, not a curated record. NCBI's taxonomy places the organism in Eukaryota, Viridiplantae, Streptophyta, Magnoliopsida, Fabales, Fabaceae.
GUCUCAUCAUCGAAUCUAUCGUUUCUGCCAUUUCUAUCUUUCAGUCUCAGUGUCUGUGGAGUGUUUGUUCACUAAAACAAAAACCAUGUCUCCGGGACCCGUUGUUGAAGCCGCCGCCGAUGCCGGAACCGAGCCACAAGUGCCCUCCGUCGAAGAGGCAGCCCUGAAGAAGAAACCUCACCCCCAGGAGGAUGAUGCUCCCAUCGUAGAGGAUGUGAAGGACGACGAAAAAGAUGAAACCGAAGACGAGGAUGAGGACGAGGACGAUGACAAGGAUGACGCCCAAGGUGGUACUGAGGGAUCGAAGCAGAGCAGAAGUGAGAAGAAGAGCCGAAAAGCAAUGCUGAAGCUGGGAUUGAAACCUGUUAGUGGUGUUAGUAGGGUCACAAUCAAGAGGACAAAGAAUGUUCUUUUUUUCAUCUCAAAACCUGAUGUCUUCAAGAGUCCAAAUUCUGAGACCUAUGUCAUAUUUGGGGAGGCAAAAAUAGAGGACUUGAGCUCUCAGUUGCAGACACAGGCUGCUCAACAGUUCAGGAUGCCAGAUGUGGGAUCCGUGCUGGCAAAACAAGACCAAGAUGCUGCAGCUGCAUCCGCGCAGCCUGAAGAAGAGGAGGAGGUUGAUGAGACUGGUGUUGAACCUCAUGACAUUGAUUUGGUGAUGACCCAGGCAGGAGUUUCUAGAAGCAAGGCUGUCAAGGCCCUCAAGACUCACGACGGGGACAUUGUUGGUGCGAUCAUGGAGCUCACUACUUAGCUUCUGUUUAUGUUCUUUGUUGUUGUUGAUUUUUGGGGAUGAUUUUGGAACUAAUGCCAUCCUUAUUAUUUUGUGGUACUCAAACCAUAUCACUGGUGCAUAUGGUUGUGUUUACCUUAUAAUUUUGUUGCUAUCUAAGAUUUGUGGUACUAUAUGAUGAUGAAUGAUCAUAUUAUUUUGUUGUUUUUA